CCGAACUGAACAGCGGCUCCUUAGAUACACAGAGGAGUACCAGGUCCUUAAACGAGAACAUGAAAUGAUUCAGAAGAGGGGGCAAGACAAAGAGGUCGAGCUUAUGCAGCUGAUAGAAGAGCACAAAAAUUCCCAAAUCACUUUGGAAAAAGAGAUGCAGAUUCUACGAGCAAAGAUGCAGACUGACCAGGAGGAGCUGAAAGCUGUCAGAGAGGCUUACGAUCAUCUACACAAAAAACGCCACCAGCUGUCUUCGCGUGUGAUGCACCAAGCUACACAUAUUCAAAUGUUAGAGAAUGGCGUGCGGGACAACUUCAACACUCAAAGGCAGUCUCCUAGCAGCCUAAACUGUCACAUCCAUCUGGAUAUAGCAGGCAAUCUCAGUAAGGAUGCAUCUUUAGAUACUGAAGGCAGAGAAGUUAGUCCUCAAAACAGCUUCGAACAAAUGAGACACUGCAAAGAGACUGAAGAUAUUCCAGAUGGAAAUGUACUACUGCCUUUGCAAGGCCCUGACCUGUCGGUGAUGGAGGAGAGUGGCAGCACAACUGAUAUGCUUGUGACAAACCAGCAGAAGGAUCCAGCUGUCAGACAGGAGGCUAGCGUUGGUAAAAGUCCGCCGCAGUUCCUGAUGCACAUUGUGAAAAAUCCAGAGAUCAGUUCUCACAGCAUCCAGAGGCCCCUGAACUACAGCAAGCCUUGGAAGAUGCAAGCAGUGAUCAGGGGAUGA
This is a messenger RNA of Electrophorus electricus (electric eel), 727 nucleotides long. NCBI's taxonomy places the organism in Eukaryota, Metazoa, Chordata, Actinopteri, Gymnotiformes, Gymnotidae. The record is from RefSeq and is a predicted model, not a curated record.